Olea europaea var. sylvestris is the source of this 714-nucleotide messenger RNA. RefSeq names its product E3 ubiquitin-protein ligase RNF165-like. Gene Ontology annotation, molecular function: zinc ion binding. The coding region runs from base 29 to 694 and encodes 221 amino acids. The record is from RefSeq and is a predicted model, not a curated record. NCBI's taxonomy places the organism in Eukaryota, Viridiplantae, Streptophyta, Magnoliopsida, Lamiales, Oleaceae. The transcript has a single exon.
UCAAUCCAACAAAGUUAUAUACGUUGACAUGACAAAGAGGGGCGAAGAAGAAGUUGCAUGCCAGAACCCGCUCAUGUACUCCUCAAUUCAAAUCAUGUAUGAUUUUUCUUGGCAAACUACGCUUCGUUACACCAAAUUCGAAUAUGGUGAACAAGUUCAAACUGAAAUCCAACAGGAAAAGAUUUGGGAUUUCGUAUACUUGGAACCUCAACAGUUCUUGUCCUAUAGGAAGAUGCAUGAAAUCGUGAAUGAUGCUCUCGGAGCUUGGCCGAUAUGUAAUGGUGUUCGUAAAAGUUUGAUCAAGGAAGUGUUUUUGAGUACACAAGCAAUGGCGGAAUCAAUGUCUUCGGGUCAUUAUGCUUUACAUAUUGAUGUUGAUGUAAACGCGGUUUAUCAUUAUACUAUUGGUGAAUCACAAACUUUAAAUCGUGUAUUGCAACAUUCUAUAGAAGAAAACAGUGACUAUAAUAUGAUUCCAGCAAGUCAGUCGUCAAUCAAAUCACUCAAGAGAAAGAAAUUAGAUGACGAGAAUAAUAAUUGUGAUUCUUGUACAAUAUGCUUGGAUCAAUUCUCUAAAAGGUCUAAAAUCACUUACAUGCCAUGCUCACAUAUGUUUCAUGGUAAUUGCAUUAAAAAGUGGCUAAGAACAAGCCAUCAUUGUCCAGUUUGCCGAUUUGAGAUGCCAACUAGUUAGAGAUGUCUAGCACGAAAACA